AUGAGGACGGCUGCUCUCGUAUUGGCCUUGCCGGCGCUGGUCAGCGCCGUCAAGUGCAAGCCCUACGUCGAAUCCGAGAAGCUCCAGGAGCUCAUCAAGAUCGAAGACCUGCUCGCCGGCUCCCAGAAACUUCAAGACAUUGCGGACGCGCACGAGGGCAACCGCGCCUUUGGUGGCGGCGGUCACAAUGCCACGGUGGACUGGCUGGUCGAAGAGCUCGAGAAGCUCGACUACUACGACGUCUACAAGCAGCCCUUCACCGAGGCCUUUGCCGGCGCCAAGGCAACCUUCUCUGUCGGAGGCAACACCAUCGAUGCCCGGCCCCUGACCUACACCCCUGGCGGCGUCCUGACCGGCGCGACCUUGGUCAAAGUUGUCAACCUGGGCUGUGAGGCGUCGGAUUUCCCUGCCGAGGUCUCUGGCGCUGUUGCGCUCGUGUCGAGAGGCACUUGCAACUUUUCGGUGAAGGCCACCCUCGCCAAGGCUGCUGGCGCGAUUGCAGCCAUCAUUUACAACAAUGACGUCGGCGCGCUUUCUGGAACUUUGGGCGCGGCCUCGGAUGGAUAUGUCCCAACUGUGGGCAUUACGCGAGAGGAAGGACAAGCCCUUGUUGCUUCUCUUGCCGCUGGUGAAGAGCUUACUCUCGAUCUCAACGUUGUUUCAAUCAUUGAAAAUCGCGUAAACUACAACGUCAUCGCAGAGACGAGGGGCGGAGACCACGACAAUGUCCUCAUGAUUGGAGGCCACUCUGACUCUGUUUUUGCCGGCCCUGGUAUCAACGACGACGGCUCCGGUACCGUUGGUGUUCUCACUGUCGCCAAAGCCCUCACCCAGUUCACUACCAAGAACGCCGUUCGACUUGGAUUCUGGGGUGCGGAGGAGUACGGCAAGCUUGGCUCCUACUUUUACGUCAAGUCUCUCAACAGCUCCGAGGAAGAAAUCUCCAAGAUCCGCGCGUACCUCAACUUUGACAUGAUUGCCAGCCCCAACCCCAAGCUCGCCAUCUACGACGGUGAUGGCAGCGCCUUUAACUUCGCUGGCCCUGCCGGAUCCGACGUCAUCGAGAAGGACUUUGAGGAGUUCUUCGAGUCCAAGGGUCUGGGACACGUCCCCACCGAGUUCAACGGCCGCUCCGACUACGCCGGGUUCAUCGAGAACGGCAUCCCGUCUGGUGGAUUGUUCACCGGUGCCGAGGGCCUCAAGACGGAAGCCGAGGCUGCCUUAUUCGGUGGUGAGGUCGGUGUUGCCUACGACGUCAAUUACCACCUGGUUGGCGACGACAUCACCAACCUGGACAACGACGCGUACCUCGUCAACACCAAGGCGAUUGCUCACAGUGUCGCAAAGUACGCCAUAAGCUGGGAGUCUCUCCCUGCUGUCGAGCUGAAGAAGCGCAGAUGGGCUGCAGACACGGCCCAGUACCUCAAGCGCGCUGCUGAGUUGACUGGUCACUCCCACGACGGACCCUGUGGUGGCGGCUCGCACUUCUGA
Colletotrichum orchidophilum is the source of this 1491-nucleotide messenger RNA. RefSeq names its product peptidase family M28. NCBI's taxonomy places the organism in Eukaryota, Fungi, Ascomycota, Sordariomycetes, Glomerellales, Glomerellaceae. Gene Ontology annotation, molecular function: metalloexopeptidase activity; aminopeptidase activity. Gene Ontology annotation, biological process: proteolysis. Bases 1 to 1491 code for a protein of 496 amino acids. The record is from RefSeq and is a predicted model, not a curated record. The transcript has 2 exons.